GUUUCAGGUAGUGUUUGUGUACCGGUUUUUUUAAAAGGCAAAGUGAACGAAAGGCUUGUGCGCAAUUUCUGCAGCGAACAGAAAUCCUCACACUGCUGCCGUAUUCAAUAAUGGACUUCAUGUCGUUAUUGGAUACGGCAAAUAAGAACAACAAAAUCAACUCGCAAAAACUAAAUGAAGUAAAAACGGACCUUGAUCAUGAGCGGCGUGCUGAGCUGAAACGGAUUGAAGCAGAGAAGAGAGAAAAGAUGGAAAUGCUGAAACGAAAAAAGGCAACAAUGCCCCCGAAACCCGUCCAAGAGGAAAAAAAGUUCACUAUACCAAAAAAGAGUAAAGAGAAGUCUGAGGAGGACAAAGCCAAGAUUUUGGCGUACAUGGAGAAAAAAGCUGAGGAAGAACGUCAGCUGUUGAAGAAGAAACAAGCAGAGAAAGAAAAGCUCAUUCAGUUACGUCUACAAGCACAUGGAGGAAAGGCCACGAAGAGAAUUGCCAAAAAUUUUGGGAUGUCCGCAUUGGAUCUGCAGAUAAAAUAUGGUCACGAUCAUGAACACGUGGAGCGCCUACAAAAACAACAAUGGCGUGAAGAGGAGGAAUGUGAACAACUCGCAGAUAAGUACAGGAAUGGAGUGUACAAAGCUAUCGCACAGAAGAGGAAAAUCGAUGAAAAAAUGAGAGCUUCUGGUUCUGCAAGUAAUAGGGAACCGCAUCGUAUUGCUACAAGCAAGGCGAAUAGCCUCAUGGGAUUGUCCAGUCGUCACCAAGCAAAUCGAGACAGCUUUUCUCCUCCUCGCGAAAGUUCCAAACCGAAGCCGCAGCCAGUACCAGAAGUAAAGAAACCCAGGCCUGCUCCGGUGGUUGAUUUCAACACACUCAUGAAAGCCGCACAAGACAUUGCUGAGGGAAAGAAAACCAGCAUUGAUUUGGAGCGCACCGCAGCGAAGAGGCCUGCUAAUGAUCAGAGCAGUAGCUCUCGAAGUCUAAGUUCAUCCAGUACAGCAAAGCCGAAGUCUGACCGUGACAGGGAAGAAUAUGCACGUCUUAUGGAGAAAAAUAGGAGUUCGACUGGACCUGCAAAGUCGUCAUCCAGCUUGAAACCCUCGUCAUCAUCCAUCUCGAAACCGAUACCAUCAUCUAACUCGAAACCUACUCCAUCGUUGAGCUCCAAAAGACCAGAAAGUCGUCCACAGUCUUCUGCAGUUCCACAUUCGGCACCUGCAACGUCAUCGAAACCGUCUGCGAAGUUGCCGGUCGAGAAAGAGGAAGAGAAAAAGAAGGAUAAUAAGGACACCAGAGGUCGCUUUAAAAAAGGACCUACUCCACCUCCGAUGAUUCCGCCGGCUGUUCCUGGACGAAGGUAUCUUCCUGGCGAUAUACGCUACAAGCAGGCUAUGGAAAUGGCCAAACAAGCUGGAGCACCCCCUCCAACCUCAUCUGCUGACCGGCCUACUUCUUCUAAAGUCUCAUCCACUUCCUCAAAAAUUUCGUCGAGUUCGCAUUUCUCUUCCAAAGACUUGGAUAAACGGAAAUCAAUGAGUGUCGAGAAAGACCGUGAUCGCAACAAAGUUGCUCGUCCUUUGGAGAAGGGUAGAGAGCGGGAACGGGAGAGGGAUCGUUACAGAGAUCGUGAUCGUGGACGACCUGAAUACAACCACCGUGAUUAUCGAGAUCGUGACAGAGAAAGAGAUCGUGAAAUGGAACGACGACGAGAAAGGGAACGAGAAAGAAUCAGACGUGAGCGAGAAAGAGACCGUUAUCGGCAUCAGAGUUACAGUAGAGCAUAUGAUUAUGAUGAAUAUGAAGAGGAAGAAGAUGAUGACUAUGAUAGCGAUCUUGAUGACUUUAUUGACGACAGUGGUAUGGAUAUGGAUGAACUUAGUCGCCAGGAAUUUGAGGAGACACUCAAAAUGGUCAAUCCAAAGUACAACAAACGAAAAUGGCGAGAACGAGAACAGACAAUCAGCCUUAGAGAUAUGCAAGCAGAUUACCGGACUAUCGCUAAGGAAGAAGCAAGAAGUGCCAGAAUUGGUCUCAUCGAGGAUCUACACGAAGCUACCAAGGGACACAGUGAAGCACUGUAAACGGAACGUAUGCAUUACUAGCUUUUCGAUUGUUUCGUAAUCGUUUUUAUUUUCCUGUACAUGGGAUUCAUAUCCCGACUUGGUGGUUUUCAUCAGAAUUCCACAUCAGCUCUGUUGUGUAGCUAAACUCCGCCAUGAACAGCUACAUGUACUCGAGUAUUGAUAAAGUGAUUUGCUGAGAUC
This is a messenger RNA of Cylicocyclus nassatus, 2261 nucleotides long. The record is from the annotation of a GenBank genome assembly. Lineage: Eukaryota; Metazoa; Nematoda; Chromadorea; Rhabditida; Strongylidae.